AUGACCGGCCCGGGAACGUUACCACAUCGACAACUUGAUCCACGGCUCGUCGCAGCACUGAGCGGAUUCGCGCUUUGCUACACUUCAUGGCCUCAUCCUUCGAUGCUCGUAACCAAGAUUGAAAAAUUUGUAUGCACCGGGAAAUCCGCUCGUCCUUCGGGGGCAUUGAGCGAAGGAGUGACCGUCACGAUGUCACGUUCAACUCAAAGUUCAUUGUAUGAACCUUGUGAUCUCGAGACGCAUUGGCCCCUUUCAGACUGGGCCACUGAUUACAUGGGAGCAUCUGCCGCAUCGAUGGAGCACGCGAGCGGGUGGACUAGGUAUCAACUUGGUCGCGGCCGAUCCGGCUACCUUUCAAGACCAGGAUUAGGUACACAUUUCGUUAUAGAGAGCGUGUGGAUCUCUGUAUACGGGGAUCCAUGGAUUCGGGAUGAGGUCGAGUUCUGUUCUGACGAUUCUUUCUCUCCAGAAAUGGUCGACAACUUGAUCCACGGCGCGACCUCGCAUCUUGUCUAG
Molecule: messenger RNA, 516 nt
Organism: Laccaria bicolor S238N-H82
Lineage: Eukaryota; Fungi; Basidiomycota; Agaricomycetes; Agaricales; Hydnangiaceae
Exons: 7
Coding region: 1-516 (171 amino acids)
Source: RefSeq, a predicted model, not a curated record